AUGUCUAAGAAGAAGAAUCACACGAAUCAUAAUCAGAACAGGAAGGACCACAGGAAUGGAAUAAAGAAGGCAAGGAUGCCACGAUUCUGUGAGUUUGAAGGACUUCACCCGAGUACGGUGAUGAGGAUGGAGGAAGCAGCAAGGUUGUGGAAUGAGGCUGUUUUUAGGAAGUGA
Messenger RNA from Ordospora colligata OC4, 174 nucleotides. RefSeq names its product ribosomal protein L29e. Gene Ontology annotation, molecular function: structural constituent of ribosome. Bases 1 to 174 code for a protein of 57 amino acids. The record is from RefSeq and is a predicted model, not a curated record. Lineage: Eukaryota; Fungi; Microsporidia; Ordosporidae. Gene Ontology annotation, cellular component: ribosome; cytosolic large ribosomal subunit. Gene Ontology annotation, biological process: cytoplasmic translation. The transcript has a single exon.